Messenger RNA from Nomia melanderi (Alkali bee), 5510 nucleotides. It is a transcript of the gene RhoGAP15B, whose product is annotated as RhoGAP_ARAP and RA_ARAPs domain-containing protein RhoGAP15B. The record is from RefSeq and is a predicted model, not a curated record. Gene Ontology annotation, cellular component: cytoplasm. NCBI's taxonomy places the organism in Eukaryota, Metazoa, Arthropoda, Insecta, Hymenoptera, Halictidae. Gene Ontology annotation, molecular function: phosphatidylinositol-3,4,5-trisphosphate binding; GTPase activator activity. Gene Ontology annotation, biological process: positive regulation of GTPase activity; signal transduction.
CAUCGUGCAGUAGUCGGUAGUACAGCGCGUCUCCAGUAAACCAGAGAGCCUAGAAAACGAACGCUGGUGUGAACGCGCGCUUGAAGCUGUCGAAGCCAGGCUGUACCACUUGUUCUUUCUUUUAUCUUAUCACUGUUUCUCUCAUUGUCACCCUUAUCGUCAUUCUUAUCGGGAUUAUCAUCGGAAAUCGGUGUUUCUGUGAGCCGGAUUAACGCUCGUGGCGUCCGCCAACAGUUUCACUAUUACCGGACAACAUUCUACGGAGAUGUCAAAGAAUGCCAAGAGAAAGGAGAAGCUCGAUCGUGAACCGUGAAUUCUGUGAGUGUGUGUACUGCGUCACGCUCGUUUGGCGCGAGUGAUCGUGUGGGCUGAACUUCGUUUCCAGACUUUACUUUGUUUCGAAUUUUUCUUUCGUAUAUUCUAAUGAUAUUCAUAUUUACCCUGUGAAGAGAGUGAAAAUAUAAUGGUUUUAAGUGUCAGGAUUGAUUCGUUCAAAAAUUAUCCAUUGUUACAGUUUUGUUGUUUUGGAGUACUGUGUGGCUAGGUCUAACUUUCCCAGGCUCCUUUUGUCGACUUGAGCAUACCAUUUGAAUAUUGACAGUAGAAUCUGUGGUUUAAUCUGUGGUGAUAGAAUAUGAAACAUCCUUUAGAUCUUAGGCAGCUAAAGGAACAACAACCAAUUUCCACUGGGACACCCUAUAGAUGCUAAAGGCCGAUAUCGUUGUUCUCUCAUCAGCUCACUGACGACUAUACAGAUAGGAUCGUCGCAUUAACCCUUUCAGUGUUUUAUUUAGUUUUCAAAGUGUUUACCCAUAAAAUAGAAUAAUGUUCAAUGAUAAAUAUACUGGACGUAAACACUGAGAGAGUUUUAGCUUCUUGUUAAUGUCUCGGAAAUUAAUAAAGAAUCGACUACAAACUGUGCCUCCAAAGUUACAUACUUCGUGCGUGGACACGGCAGUGUGUUGUAGACCUUUUGAAAGGUGAGCAGAGAAGAGGCGCGGAGAGAGAUGACAGUGGCAACGACCAUCAGGUGGGUCUCUGACCCCACCGGACGAUAAAAAGAUUUAAGCAUAAAUAGUACUUAUGGGAUUAUUCAGCGCCGCCUCGUAACACCGAUUGUGAGAAAUCAGUUCAAUCUUUGUGCAUCGUUUCAAGGACUCGUCUUGGGAACGUUCCAAGGAAACGAUGCAUAUCGUCCUUUACCCUACCCAUAAUCGAAGGGAUAAUCACGAGAGAGAAAAUCUGUAUCGUGUCAACGAAAUUAGAAGCGAUAGCAAGACAAAAGAACUGAACGAGGUGUAAAAAAUUGUACACAAGGAAACUGUUUUAGGAAAUAAUGGAGUCGAAGCAUGUGGCGCAGCUUCUACGCGGCUGGUUGGUUCGGUUAAAAGAAACGGGCGAAGAGGAGAGCCACUGGGUGAAGAUGGAGGUGAAACCGAUCCCGAAGCCCAGAUCGGUGGUGCCGCUUCGUCCGGUGCCUGCGCCGAGGCAUCUGCCACCGACUCGUUCGCCGACCCAUCCACCAACCCUUCCGCCAACCCUUCCUCCAACCCUUCCGCCAACCCUUCCACCUAGCCGUCACAGUGAUCACAGCAGUCGCAGCAGCCACAGUAGCGACUCGAGUCAAUCGGAAAAAAGCGAAGACACGAAAUCGACGCCGGAAACACGCACCACGAACAAUGAAUUUUUCCGCAAUCUGAGCACUAGCUCCCGCCAGUUGAAGGACGAAAUCUCGGAGAAGGUGACGACCAAGGGUCGCGCGGUGAUCUCGAGCACUAGAAACGCCAGCAUGCGGCUAGAGAAAUCGGUGAAGAACCUUCUAACUAGACGACUAACCUCGUUGAACCAGGACGAGCUGUUUCGCGAUAACACCGACGGAUUGAAGAAGUUUGGGGACACGGAGGUGGACGAAAGAUGCGUGUCCUUGCCAGCCAACGAUAUCUUCAGCAGCAUCACGUUUUACAGUCCAUUGAACACUAAUCUGAGGAGCAUGAAGAACGAGGAGGAUCUUUCCGGGACGCGGAGCAGCCCGCCGCCUCCGGUCUAUCCUCCACCCCCGCUUCCUGAUGAGUCUAUCUAUGAUGAGUUGCAGUCUGUCGCGUCCGGUAGCAGCCGAUACGAUACAAUCAGCUCGACCGUUUCCGACAGGAUCGAUAGGGACUUCCCGGAAUCGUUCAGUCUCCUUGGUUUCGCGCUGAAUCAGGCUAGCGACUCCGACCAGAGCUUAAACCUCUCAGACGUUAACGUGUCUCUACCUUACGACAAGACUGACACAAGAAGGCUGUCCAGGUCCGAUUCCUGGACGUUUUACGAUACCGCAACCUCGGGCAGGAUCGAAGGUAUCGAAGAGUUGGACAAAAUAUCCAGCGCGGAGGAGGACGCAUUGGAACGGGAGGUGCCUGUAAUGGACAGAACGUCUUCCGGGUCUAACGAGAGCCAAGCGUCCGUGCAGAAUUCUUUGUACGAAAACUUGUCUUCCGGGAAGCCACCGCUAGAGGAAAAUCACCAAACUCCUAGCAUCGCCGAUAGCAGACAGCACAACAGUCUAUCGCUGAUCUUCGAGUUCGAUCCAUUCGCGAAGGGCCCCGACUCCGAAAACGUUUACAGCAACUUCGAAAAUAACGAUAUGAUGCUACUAGAGACGUUGCUGGCCACCAGUGAUUCACCCAGCAGUUCCGGAAGCAUUCUUGAUUUCCAAGAAGCCGUUGAUAACGAGGAGAACCAGAGCGAGCUAGACAACGAAGAUAUUUUGCAUCCACAAAUUUCAGCAGCGCCGCCAGUACCACCGAAGAGGUUCGACUCUUUGCCGAAGAACGAGCACGAAGAAGCUAUCGAGAGCAUUUCGGUGCCUGAUAAGGGCACAGUUUGCAAAAAUCCGGCAUUGCUACCCAAGUUGGCUCAUUUAAUCACGAAAAAGCAGCCUGCCGUUCCACCGAGGAAACCCGCGAGGGAUCAUUCCGCUGAUUCACUGGGGACUACUGGCAACCCCGUGUCAGCCAACGAUGAAACUUCGACAGCUACAACAGUGGUAACCACCUGCAAAAGUUCCGAGGAAAGAUCAACGAGUCCUGCCAGCGAGAAAAUCCCGGAAGAGAAUCGACGCGUCGGCAUGAUACAAAAGCUGAAAAAGUUAAGACACGAGUCGUCGAGUCACGGCAUAGGUCCAAAUAUGAUAAGCUUCGUGAAGAGUGGCAGCAAAUUGUUGUCGAGGAACCGUGACCAGGCCGGAGGGUCAAACUUGAAAUCGACGAAACUGGAGAGACCGAAGAUGAACGCUCCGCAGAAUCCUGCGAUGCUCGGAGGAAUUGUUUACAGGACUGGUGUUGGUAUCGAAAGAGCGAAGUACCUUGUGCAGAGGGCAGUGGUGUUGGCUGACCACAAGCUCUCGUUUUAUACCGACAAGGGCAUGUCUACGGUGAAGGAGGUCAUUCAACUCGAUACAGUAUACAGCAUUCAUCUCCUACAGGAUGUAAAAUUAGUGGAUGGCGAAACCGUACACUGCAUAGCAAUUAGCGUGGAAGGAAGACCGAGCGUCCACGUGUUCUACGCGAAGGGUAUCGUCGAACGAAGAAUCUGGGCCCAACGAAUAUUGGAGGCAAUUACUCUAGUCUUUCCCACAAGAUAUACCGCUGAUUUGACGAGGACAGGAUGGGUUUACUUAAAGGAAGGCGUAACGGGCACGUGGUUUCCUGCUUGGGUUCUUCUGCACCAAAGAACUCUAAUUUACACGAAGUCUCUCGAUCCAUCUAUGGCCAUCCCCUUUGGAGAGCUUGAUCUUCGAAAAGCGCGGUGUAUCGUUCUACGAGAACAAGAGGGUCCAAAUCCCAAUGCGGGAUUCAUUCCGGUGGUAGUCGUGGAUACAGGUGGCAGUGGUGCACUACACAUUGCUGCACCGGGUACCCACGAGGGAUCUGCAUGGAGGCAUGCUCUUUAUCAAGCAGCUACCACGUGUGGCCCUGAUCUAGAACAGCAGCAGCUAACCCAGGACGAUGUCCCCGUGAUACUCGACAAAUGCAUCAAUUUUAUAUAUGUUCAUGGUAUCAUGACCGAAGGAAUUUAUCGUCGCAGCGGAUCCAAUAGCGCUGUCGUUCGACUGUUAGAGGCUUUCCGUCGAGACGCAUGGGCUACGCAAAUUACAAAAGACUCGUAUACGGAGCACGACGUCGCCACGGUUCUCAGAAGGUUCCUCCGUGAUUUACCGAAUCCAUUGUUUCCUGCUAAGAUUCACGAUCGGCUUUGUCUGAACACGGAAAAUGUUAACGAGAACGAAAGAGUUACGGCGUACAGGACGUUGCUAUCUUCGUUAAAUCCUGUGCCAACAGCGACGUUACGAAGAAUUCUGGCUCACCUUCACUGCCUUAGUCAACAGAGUUCCAGGAACCUGAUGACCGUCGAAAAUCUUUCCGCGAUUUGGGGCCCGACGUUAAUGCAUGCCGGUGAGAACAGCGCCGAAGAAUGGAACCGAGCAGAGACCAGAGUCAUCGGUGACUUGAUCAAACUCUAUCCGAAACUUUAUCAAUUAACGGCUGCCGAUCUGGCGAAAGAAGCAAAAAUUUUGGAGGUGCUCGAGAAACAUCACGUUUCGAACAAUGGACCACGUGGAGCCCCGUCAGGUGAUCUCAAGAUGUGGAUAUACAUUUUUUCGAAGGACGGCGAAUGCGUCAACGUGACGAUUAGACCUCAAAAGACUGCGUUCGAUAUAUGUGUGGAGCUCGCUGAGAAAACGAAUAUACCGGCUCAUGAGCUAUGCCUAGAAGAAUGCACAUUGUCCGGCUCGCUGGAACGACCGCUACAUCAUACCGAACGUGUUCUUGAAACGGUGUCGAGGUGGGGAUACUGGGACACCGAGGAUCGGAAGGACAAUAUCCUCAUACUUAAAAAAGAUCAAUUGUACAGAGAUAUACUGCCCUUGAUAAAACCACCACUGACACCAUCUGGUGAACUUAAGUUUGCUAACAACAAAAUGAAGCAUUUUAAAACCUACCUCUUUGAAUUUACCCAAGCAAAACUUUGCUGCUAUAAAGACAAAGUAUGUUCUACUAAGUUAUAUGAAUGGAAGAUAGAAGAUAUCAUUUGGUAUUUAGGUCAUGAACCCAAACGAAAUCCACAAACUGGAUGGGCUAUUACAUUUAUUACAAAAAAUACUAAACCAACAAGGUGUAAAGAAACUCCGUACUUUGGAUGCACAAUAGCAGGAACAUUAAAGGAUGAACAAUAUAAAUGGUUGGCAGCCAUGAUUUUUGGAGAAUACCAACUAAAUCUUCGACCCUCUGCGGUCAAUCUUAUGGAUCCGUAAACAAUUAAUAUAUUUUUCUAAACUGUGUUUGUACCUUCGAAACUUAUUACAUUUUAGAUAUUUUUAUAAUGUAUAUUAUUUUGUCAUUGUUUCAAUGCCCAUGCUUGCCUUAAUAUGAGACCAAUUUCAAUAUUUUUACAUAAUAUACUGUACAUAUAUGUUAUUAUUAUAAAUAAAAAACGUCAUCGAAAAAAUUUCUUCGAAGAAAAAAUAU